Lodderomyces parapsilosis is the source of this 1392-nucleotide messenger RNA. It is a transcript of the gene PRP42, whose product is annotated as mRNA splicing protein. The record is from RefSeq and is a predicted model, not a curated record. Gene Ontology annotation, molecular function: protein binding. Gene Ontology annotation, cellular component: U2-type prespliceosome; commitment complex; U1 snRNP. Gene Ontology annotation, biological process: RNA processing; mRNA 5'-splice site recognition. The coding region runs from base 1 to 1392 and encodes 463 amino acids. The transcript has a single exon. NCBI's taxonomy places the organism in Eukaryota, Fungi, Ascomycota, Pichiomycetes, Serinales, Debaryomycetaceae.
AUGUCUCGACCUAGGAAAUGGGCAGAUGUGUCAAUAGAUUUGAUCAAAGACCCAGACAACUUUGAAUUAUGGCAACAGCUAAUCGCAUCAGCAGAAUACAAUGAUAGGAGAGGGAUAGCGAAAUCAACCCCACCACCUCAACUACAAACACUACGAAUAUCAUAUGCUAGGUUUUUAGCCAAGUAUCCAUUCAUGUACAAGUACUGGAUACGAUAUGCUGAAUGGGAAUUCAAAUUGGUUGAUGUUGACGCCGCUGUGAAAGUUUAUGAAAAUGCAUUCCAACAUUUACAAUACUGCAUUGAAUUAUGGGUCAAUUAUUUACAAUUUCGAAUAAAUACAAUCACGAAUAAUGUCGAUCAAAUUUUAGGUCUUUUUGAAAAAGCAAGGAGGUUAAUUGGACUUCAUUUUUACAGUUAUGAGUUCUAUACUCUAUACUUGUCAUUUCUUGAAAGUUAUGCCACUGAAGAGAAUCAAUUCAAAAGGAAAUACUAUACGUUAUUGAGACUUAUCCUUGAGGUGCCCUUGUAUCAUUAUGAAUAUUUUUACAAAAAGUUCUUUGAAUUGAUCAAUCAAUUUGCAAGUGACUCGAAACACCAUCUGGAAUUGAAAUAUCUUGUUCCUGUUAUCGACCUACAACGAAAUGUGAAAAACUUGCCACAACAAUUGAAAAAGAUUUUUACUGAUGCAUACAUCACAACACAAUACAAAGUGUACGAGCUAUACCACUUUGAAAAACGGUUCAAACGACACUACAACGAUGUUAAACUCAUUUCUCGACAGCAACUAGAUUCAUGGUUACAGUUUUUCGACUUCUUGGAAUUGAAAAAGUACCCACAACUGUACAUUGAGAUGAAUUAUUGGCGGUAUAUAUAUAUUGCUUCCAAUUAUCAAGAAUCAUGGAUUAAUUUUGCUAAUUAUUCAAUCUACUAUAAAAAUUUUAAUCUGGCUCGACAUGUCUUGAUUCGAGGUUGGAGAUAUCUUGGUGAUUAUACAAUCUUGAUCAAAUUGAUUGAUUUGGAAGUGUUUUUGAAGCAAUUCCACCGAGCUAAAGAUUUGAUUGUUGAUUAUUUAAAAUACAAUGUAUCCGUCCCUAUUCCAAUUUACGAAAAAUUGAUUAGCAUUGAAAGGCUUUUCAAUGAUGAUGAUGAUCAUAUACUCAGUUUGUUCAAGUUGAUUAUUAAAGACACGCAAAUUGAUUGGUUUUUCAAUGUCUUGACUUAUUAUUCCAUUGACAAUCAGAAAAAGUUGGCAUUUCUUGAACAAAUGAAGGAGUUCAAGGGGAAAAAGUAUUAUGACAACACAAUGAAGUUGCUUUCGGGAGAGCUUGACAAGGAGGAACAAUCUGCUCCAAAUUUCACUCAAAUGUACGAGGAGUUACUACAUUCAGUAUAG